CUUCUAUGGUGAACAAUAAUUUACUCAUCAGUCGAAUUGAAAUUUUUUCCACCGAGCAAAAUGGACACGGACUUUGAGAAGAAGCUCUACGCCUAUGGACUGAACACGGCCACAGUGGAUUACCUGAAAGGUGAGGGAAUAGAUCGAUUUGUGUUCUUCGAGAUUGAGCCGCUUCAUCUGCAGAGAACCCCCAUUAGACUUCGGGAUCAGCUCUUGAUUUGUCGCAUGAUUAGACUGGCCAAGGAAAAGGCUCAUCGUGAUGAUUAUCAUCAGACGCCGAGUUUGUUCAAGGAUUUGUAAAUCAUAUUAUGGCUAAUUUAAUGCAAAAAUAUUGAUAUUCACAUUGAUUUUUGCUUUAAUUGGAAGUUUUUUCUUUCCAAAUCCAGUGCAGUGAAGACACAUUUAGUUGAGACACCGUUCCUUUUAAUUUAAAAGAAAUUCUACCUUGUAUAACAGUCUGCGCCUCAAUCUUAUUCGCUUCACAGUGUAUUUUUAUGAUUAGGGUUUUAAAAAUUUGUGAAAUAUAUGUACAAAUCAAUUGAAUAAUUUAUGAAGUAACAUUCUUUUAAAGUAAUCUUUGAUUUUGUGGAUCUCUUUUAGAAUAUUCCAAGAUUUUUGAAAUAAUUAAAAUUUUGUUGAUUGAAAAUUUGUGAAAUAUUUUGUUGAAAUUUCACUGAACAAACACCUUUAUCAAAGUGACAGACGAGACGAAGUGUUGUGUUUUUGGUGGAUCAAAACAAAUGGCAUAAAUGUGUUAUUUCUCAUCAAUAAAUGGAGGAGAAAUUAGAGGCUUAUCGGAGAAAGAAGCGUCGUGAGGAAGCAGUUAAGGGUUUCAAGGAAAAGCUGGUGAAAAUGGUGUCUUUCCAGCAAAUUCGAGUGGAUUCGCCGAGCGAUGAAACCACAGAGAAAGCAGCUGUUCAUGUGUCCGUUGAAGCGCCAGAAGACGGAAUCGGCGGCGGAAGUGACAUUGAAAGCAAUGCUGACGCGUCUUCCUUGACGUCAGAGACAUCUGACUUGGCACUGGGAGCCCCCAAAAGAACAGCCUUCACGUACUUCGUCUACGUGAUCUACUUCCUCCUCUGGGCCACCUGCUAUGCAAUUGCCAUCGAGCUGCAAUUCGGCGUGGUCUUCUUCCUCUUCUCGGCCCUCGCAGCAGUGUACUUCAACACCCGGACGAGGCCCAAGAAGCCAGGAGAGAUCAGCGCCUACAGUGUCUUCAAUAAGGACUGCCACGCCAUCGACGGCACGCUCAAGGCGGAACAGUUCGAGGCUGAGUUGCGCUACGCCGCGGUCAAGUAGAGAUUUGGCUGUGAUAAUGCAUAACGAAGAUAAGAUAGGGUGCCCAGAAAUUUCAGCUGAUCAGGGAAACCCUUAUCUUUAAUUGUGAAAUAUUCAUAAAUUUGUGUGGGAAGUGUUGGGAAAGAUUUGUAUUUCCUGAAAUUUCCAUACU
Phlebotomus argentipes is the source of this 1450-nucleotide messenger RNA. It is a transcript of the gene Saysd1, whose product is annotated as SAYSvFN domain-containing protein 1. Bases 772 to 1299 code for a protein of 175 amino acids. The transcript has 4 exons. NCBI's taxonomy places the organism in Eukaryota, Metazoa, Arthropoda, Insecta, Diptera, Psychodidae. The record is from RefSeq and is a predicted model, not a curated record.